This is a messenger RNA of Miscanthus lutarioriparius, 1959 nucleotides long. The record is from the annotation of a GenBank genome assembly. Lineage: Eukaryota; Viridiplantae; Streptophyta; Magnoliopsida; Poales; Poaceae.
AUGGCGCGGCCGCGGCCGCACGGCCACAUCGUCCGCGUCGCCUUCGCCCUCGUCUUCGCCUUCGCCUCUACCGUCCUCCUGUCGCCGGCCGCGGAGGGCGUCCAGGAGGGCGACGUGCUGAUCGCGUUCCGGGACACGCUGCGCGGGCCGGACGGCGCGCCGCCGGGCCCGCUGCGGAACUGGGGCACCCCGGGCCCGUGCCGGGGCAACUCCUCCUCCUGGUACGGCGUGUCGUGCCACGGCAACGGCUCCGUGCAGGGCCUGCAGCUGGAGCGGCUCGGCCUGGCAGGGAGCGCGCCCGACCUGGCCGUCCUCGCCGUGCUCCCGGGCCUUCGCGCGCUCAGCCUCUCCGACAACUCGCUCACCGGCGCCUUCCCCAACGUGUCCGCGCUCGCCGUGCUCAAGAUGCUCUACCUGUCGCGGAACCGCCUGUCGGGCGCCAUCCCCGAGGGCACGUUCCACCCCAUGCGCGGCCUCCGCAAGCUGCACCUCUCCUCCAACGAGUUCUCCGGGCCCGUCCCGGAGUCCAUCACCUCGCCGCGGCUGCUGGAGCUGUCGCUCGCCAACAACCACUUCGAAGGCCCGCUGCCGGACUUCUCCCAGCCGGAGCUCAGGUUCGUCGACGUCUCCAACAACAACCUGUCCGGACCCAUUCCGGUAGGGCUCAGCCGCUUCAAUGCAAGCAUGUUCGCAGGCAACAAGCUCCUCUGCGGCAAACCACUAGAGGUGGAAUGCGACAGCUCGGGGUCGCCGCGCACGGGCAUGUCGACCAUGAUGAAGAUCGCCAUCGCGCUCAUCAUCCUCGGCGUGCUGCUCUGCGCCACGGGCAUCGCGUCGGGCGCCCUCGGCCGCCGGAAAAGAAGGCCGAGGCGCGCGGCCGCCGAGAGGCUGGGCAGCGGCGACCAGACGCCCUCCAAACCGAAGCUCAACACGGCGCCGGCCGUCAACAUCGAGAACGCGGCCAGCACCAGCCAGCCGCGCGCCGCUGCCGCGGCCGGCGCCGCCGCCGCCGCGGGGAAGCGCCCGCGCCGCGACGAGCACGGGCGGCUGGUGUUCAUCCAGGAGGGCCGCACCCGGUUCGAGAUCGAGGACCUGCUCCGGGCGUCCGCCGAGGUGCUGGGCAGCGGCAACUUCGGGUCGUCGUACAAGGCGACGCUCUGCGAGGGCCCCGCCGUGGUGGUGAAGCGGUUCAAGGACAUGAACGGCGUCGGGCGGGAGGACUUCUCGGAGCACAUGCGCCGCCUCGGCCGCCUCGCCCACCCCAACCUCCUCCCUCUCGUCGCCUACCUCUACAAGAAGGAGGAGAAGCUCCUCGUCACCGAUUACAUCGUCAAUGGCAGCCUCGCGCAGCUCCUCCAUGGUAACAAAGGGUCGCUCUUGGACUGGGGGAAGCGUCUGCGGAUCAUCAAGGGCGCGGCGCGGGGGCUGGCGCACCUGUACGACGAGCUGCCGAUGCUGACGGUGCCGCACGGGCAUCUCAAGUCCUCGAACGUGCUGCUGGACGGCGCGUUCGAGGCGGUGCUGUCGGACUACGCGCUGGUUCCCGUGGUGACGGCGCAGAUCGCGGCGCAGGUGAUGGUGGCGUACAAGGCGCCCGAGUGCAUCGCGCCGCAAGGGAAGCCGUCCAAGAAGAGCGACGUGUGGAGCCUGGGGAUCCUCAUCCUCGAGAUACUCACGGGCAAGUUCCCGGCGAACUACCUCCGGCAGGGGCGGCAGGGCAACGCCGACCUCGCCGGGUGGGUGCAGUCGGUCGUCACGGAGGAGCGCACCGGCGAGGUGUUCGACAAGGACAUCACGGGGGCCAGGGGCUGCGAGGCCGACAUGGUGAAGCUGCUCCAGGUCGGCCUGGCCUGCUGCGACGCCGACGUCGACCGGAGGUGGGACCUCAAGACGGUCAUCGCGCGCAUCGACGAGAUCCGGGAGCCCGACGCCGCCGCCUCCGACUCGUCAUCGUCCUAG